This is a messenger RNA of Thalassophryne amazonica, 374 nucleotides long. It is a transcript of the gene kiss2, whose product is annotated as kisspeptin 2. The transcript is spliced from 2 exons. Bases 1 to 372 code for a protein of 123 amino acids. The record is from RefSeq and is a predicted model, not a curated record. Lineage: Eukaryota; Metazoa; Chordata; Actinopteri; Batrachoidiformes; Batrachoididae.
AUGAAGGUUCUGGUGCUGGCUGCAGUAUGUGGGCUGAUCGUGGGUCAGGAUGCAAGAAGUCUGGAAACAUCUGGUGGAGGAUUCGACUCUGCAAACCAAGCACGAGAAACAGAAGCUACCAUGUCUGUCAGAAGGUCAUCAGCAGACGUCCAGGCAGCAGAUAAAGCCAACCUGUGUUUCUCUGCCAAAGACGACGAACAGAUCAUGUGUAACGACCGCAGGAGCAAAUUCAAUUUCAACCCCUUCGGGCUCCGCUUUGGGAAACGAUACAACAGCUACGUGUACCGGCGGGCUGUGACCCGGGCCACCCUGGACAAGUUUUCACCUCUGUCUGUGUUCCUGCGAGAGCUGAAACCUGAUCAUUUUUCUUGACU